Molecule: messenger RNA, 10931 nt
Organism: Chlamydomonas reinhardtii
Lineage: Eukaryota; Viridiplantae; Chlorophyta; Chlorophyceae; Chlamydomonadales; Chlamydomonadaceae
Exons: 51
Coding region: 350-10195 (3281 amino acids)
Biological process (GO): regulation of DNA-templated transcription
Source: RefSeq, a predicted model, not a curated record
UACAUUUGCUUGAGUUUGAGGACAACGUCAACGACAACGGGGUCUGUCGAGUAUCACACCGACUCAGCUGACAACACCGAAUUACUUCCUGUUCCAUACAUAUACUACAAUUGUGCUAUGUACGUAAUUUUCUUAUCACAAACGGCACAAUCAUUGUUUCCUGGUUGAGCUCGGCGUGAGCGUCGGCAGGAAGACCUAUUUUGCUGCUGGAAGAUGGACUUGCCAACUUAACUUCUUGGCUAGCCUUAGUGGAAACAUGGCCAGGCCCUGUGUGCUUCGGAGCUUGGCCCGGAGCAACUCCCCCCGCUUUACAGCAGGCUUCAAAACUGUGCUAUGCGUGUGAGGCGCUAUGAAGCGACUGAAGAGCUUUGAUGAACUCUCUUCGGUGGACAGCCUCGGCACUGACGGGGACGCAAUCAGCGUGCUUCAAACUGGGGCCAAGGACCGGGAGAGCCGGCUUGAUGAUGAUGAGCUGCAGUCAGGGCCCGGACUGGAGGCGGGGCUGUUCGGUGUGCUGUACACACUUAAGAAGGAACCGGUUGCUUGCGGCUGGGUGUCCUCGCUGCUGCGGCUGGUGCUUGACCCCCUGCAGCAGCUGGCGGUGCUGCUCAACCCCACCUUCGGGUGGUAUGCCUGGAUGGACUGGCCUGGCCUAGGCUGGAUUUGGGAUGGGCUGUCCUACCUUGACUUCGCGAGGAAAAUUGGCCACAACGCUUCGUACGCGGUGUAUGUGGGGGUGCUGUACGCGUUUGGAGGCCUGCUGCUGUUGGUGCUGGGCGCCUGCGUGUACAUCGGUGUGACGCUGCGGCGGAACCACCUGAUGCAGCUGAAGAACACGUGGAUUGUGUGGCUGACCACGCACACAGUCACGCUGCUACUCCAGACUCUCUUCGUGGCAAACAUGGGGAUACCGCUGCUGAGCCUGUACUGCCACUGGCUAGUCCCAUCCAGCAGCAGUGAUGCUGGCAACUCCACAAGCGCAGCCGCCCGCAACAGCACCACCAACUCAACCACACCUGGCGUUGAUGAAUCUGCAUACGUGAACAUGACCACCCUGGUCAACGCGACACUUACGUUUACGAACGCCACGUACGCCAAUGGAACCUCAACGGACACAACACAAGCGGACAAUACGUAUCGCCGCGGCUACAUGCACUACUACCCGGACAGAUCCUGCUCGGCCUUCCCCCAGGUUCUGAACCUGGUCCUGGGUGUGCUCAUUGCCGUGCUGUACGGCUUGAUGACUGCGCUGUUCACUGCGGCUGACGUGGACACCAACCCGCUCACGGGGAGGCUGCUGGCGGCGGUAAACCCACGCGUCGAGCUGUUCAACUUGGUCGCAAAAUCGGUGUUCCUGCUCGCGGGAAACGUCGUUGUCACGGACAUUCCGCAAUUCCAGGCCGUCAUCUUUGCGGCGUGCAUGGCGGUCCAAACGUACACAGUUAUAAGAUGGCUGCCGCACACCAUACGGUUGACCAACUAUCUGCGGGCUGGUUUCAAGCUGGGGUUGACCUGGGUCGCAAUACUCAUGGUUGUGCUCAGGUUCACGCAGGAAAAGGGCGAUCUGACAGGCAGCGGCACCGAGCGCAUCACAUCCAUCAUGCUGAUCGGUCUGCCGUGCAUGGCAGUGGUUGGAUGCUUGCUUGCCCGCUUCCGGCUGCACCGGUGGUACUUCCUGGCGAUGCGGGCCUUCCGGAACCUCCCCGACAGCAUGAAACCCAAGGACGUGUACAAGUUUUGGGACGUUUAUGAAGUGGAGAUGGUGUCCCGUGCCUGCCGGACGCCUGGCGAUAUCCGCGGCACGCAAAACGCCCGCAUGCUGAAGUACACGGACCGCAUCCUCCGGGCGGGCAUCGCGCUGUUUCCCAAUAGCGCCUACACCCACAUCUUGUACGCCAACUUCCUUAUUGAGGUGCAGUCGCUCUACCAGGCGGGCCAGAGCCAACUGAUGGCGGCUCGCAAGCAGACGCCCAACUUUCCCGAGCGCUAUGCGCUCUUCAUGCGUCAGCAGCAGCACAUGCAGCGCGCACACACGUCCACAACUGGCGAGAGCGCGGUGGACCUGGUGUCGUAUGUGGAGUUCCAGCGAAACUACAGGCUGCUGCUCCGCGCGACCACGCGCGCGCUCCUGGCGCAGCAGGCCUUCUGGAGGUUGCUGCGGCACAGCACGCUGCAGUUCAACACGCUAACGUCCGCGUUCCGGAACAUUGAGGCGGCUCAAGAGGCAGCGCUGAAGACCUACCGCUCCGUGCUGGAGAGGUACCCGAACAGCGUUAAGCUCUUGCGGAGCUACGCACACUUCCAGGAAGAAGUCAUGAACAACCCCUGGCGGGCGGCGCAAAUCUACGAGAAGGCCGACAAGCUGGAGGAGCAGCAGGCGGCUGCUCAGGACUACCUGCUAUACGCCAAUGACAGCUCCAUGCUAACACAGGUGGAUGACCGCAACAACGCCGUGGCCGUGAUCAACUCGAGCGGGAUCAUCCAGAUGACCAACAAGCCACUGCAGAAGAUGUUCAGCUACAAAGCAUCCGAGCUGGAGGGGCAGAAUGUGUCCAUCCUCAUGCCCGCACCUUACUGCAACCGCCACAAUGGUUACCUCGCAUCAUACGUCUCCACAGGCCAGUCAAAGGUUGUGGAGACCGUGCGUGAGGUGGUGGCUCUGCACCGGCGCCGCCACGUGUUUCCCAUCAAGCUGGCAGUCAGCAAGCUCAGCGGCCAGGGUGCGGACUCGCAGUUCCUGGGCGUGAUUCGGCCCGUGGAAGCAAACGCCAAGGUGGUGCGCGCGUACGUCAUGUACAACGGCAUAACGCUCUGCGUGGAGGACCGCUUCGAGGACAUGUUUGGCAUCAGCCCAGCGGAAUGCAUUGGACGGCCCUUCAAAGACCUGGUGGUGGAACAGGACGAAGUGCAAUCGCUGAUGACCUCCGUGCGAGAGGCCGCUCGCACCGGCGCGACGGCUCCUCUUGUGCCAGCCACUGGCUCAGCCUGCAUCCGGCUUCACGUACAGCACAAGUACGCGGCGCCGGUGCUGGUGGAACUGAAGAUCACGCCUGGAGGCACACCGGACGAGCCAUUGCACAUCCUCAGCCUCACUCCCAUCGCGUCUCAGACCAGUGGCGGGACCAGCGCUGGCGGUGCCGGCACUGCAGCUCCGUACUCAUCUGCAUCUGCAUUGGGCACUGGCACGUCUGCCCUGAUGGUGUUCAACCGGGGCGGAAAUGUGGUGUUCGCCAGCAGCAGCGCGAGCGCGAUGCUGGGCUAUGCGCACAAGAGCUUCCUGCUCAUGAACCUGGAGGCACUGCUGCCGGAGCAUUUCAAGUCGCUCCAUGCGAUCGGAAUGCGCGAGUUGAUGGCACGCAAGGCGGCCCACAGCUGCCGCUCCGGGCAGACCGUGUUCAUGGCCGCCAGCAAUAAGGCGCUGGUGCCGGUGCGGCUGUCCAUCAGCCACAAGGCCGAGGGGGAUGACAACCUGCUCACAGUGGUGGAGGCAGUGCGCAGCAGUGUGGAUGCGGGGCUGGACGAGCGGCGCGUCAAGCUUGAGGUGGGCCCAACUGGCGAGGUGCUGUCAGUGCUCUCCCCUGCCUCGCCCGUCUCCCUGCUGGGCGUGGCCCCGGCGGCGCUGGUUGGAGCGAACCUGUUCAAGCUCGUGCCUGAGCUGGGAGCGGCAGCACCGACCGAGCAGCUGCAGGAAGAGGCAGUGGAGGAGCUAAGAGCCCUUUGCAUGAAGCGACUGGCCCCCGCCUACUUGCGUGUGGUCCUGGGCGGCGGCAGCGCAACCGCUGCUGCGGCUGUGCCUGCAUCCGGCGACGCCAAGGCCGCAGCUGCUGCCACCGGCGCUGCGGGUGCCAACCUGGCGGGGCCAGGGCCCGCGGGCAUACGACCACAGGUCUCAGAGUUGCUGGCAGUGAUACCUGAGGCGAGCGAGGCGGCUGCAGAGCCGGCACGAGGGGCAGAUGCAGCAGCGGUGGGCCCUCAGGGCAUGGUGCUGGGAGAUGGCGACAGUGAGGAGCACUUGCUUCAGACCGCAGCAGCCGCAGCAGCUGCCUUUCACACGGGCGGGCCGGCGCGACGCUUCCCCGCGCCGGCUGCAGCGGCGCACGCCGCGGUAGCGGAGGUGGUUUCUGCGACUUCAGCUGUGCCAUCAAGGGCAGCAGCCACACCGCAGGCAAUGAAGCCAGUUGCCGCUGAAUGUGGUGAUGCAGGCACCAGCCCUGGAGGCUGCGCGUCAGCUGCUGGGCAGCAAGUGUCACUCAAUGAGAUCGCCAUUCAGCCAGGAAGUGGAGCAGCCAGCGGCCCAGGGCCGAUUCCGGCGGCGGCCGAGUCAGCAGCGGGCCCGGUCGUUGGGCCCGCCCCAUCAAAAGCAGAGCUGCCCAGCGGAGCCGCAGCUCUGGCGCGGCUCUUCAGUGCUGGCCGGCGCGCUCGGACGGCCACUGCCGGGGCGACGGCCACAGCUGCUUCCACGGGGUUUGCAGCAGGGCCCAGCACGCAGACCUCCGGCGCCUUAAAACCGUCACUACUGCGUUCUGGCCGCGACGUGGGCCGCCGCCGUCAGGGCACUGGCGUUUUGGGGCUGCUGCCACGCGCUGUGAUCCUGGAGAUUGAUGGCACGGGCGGUGAUGCCCACCUGGUCGUGUCCAUCUGGCACCCGGACAAGGUGGCGUCGGUGUUGGAGGUCUGCCGCGACGGUGACAUCCGCCAGGCGGUGCUGGACGACCUGCACCCGCCGGGACCCCUAUUUGGCGUCAGCCCCGCGCAGCUGCUGCAGCACAACCUGAAGGAUGUCCUGGGCCUUUCGCCCCGCCAGUCCUUGCUGCAGUACUUCUACACCAGCGGCAACACUAUCAUCAGCAGGGGCUCCGCAGGCAGCCUUGCGCAGCAGGCGCAGCAGCUGCAACAGCAGCAGCUGCAGGAGAAGGGGGCACCGGCAGGGCAGGAAGGCCGCCGACGCCCAUUCGGCAGCAGUGACCUCAGCAGUGGUGGCGGCGCAGGUGUCAACGGCACCGGAGCUCCUGGCACGGGUGCCGCCCGGCGAGCCAGAGGGCCUGAGCCCGUUAGCUCGGGCGAUGCUGCCCCUGCCGCGGCGGCCAAGGGCGUUGUCAUUGCAGACAGCGGAGGCGCUGGGGCAGCCGCCGGGGCCUCCAGCAGCAAUGGUGCAUCGUUGUUGAGCCGGCGGCUGCCUAGUCCGCUCGUGCACGUGACCACCACACACGCGGACGGCAGGCCGCUGCACCUGCUGGUGCAGGCCAUGCCGCGUCGCAAUUCCAGUCAAACGCUCUACUUGCGGCUGCACCUCAUGCCUAACGCCGCGCAUGUGCAGCUCAGUGACACGGCGCUCGUGCCGGCAGGGCCCCUUGUUGGGGUGGGAGGUGGACACGCUGGAGCUGUCAGUAUGUCGGCGGGCGGCGGUGGCAUCAGCAGCCGCCUGGCAGGCCUGUUCGGGGCUGGCGUCCUGGCCCCUCUUGUCAGCCGCUCGCCAGCGUUGCCCGCGGCAUCGACGGCGGACCCCAUGGGGGUUACAGCAGGAGCCGUCUCCGUUGCGCAAGCAGGUUUUGACGGGCGCGUACCUCAGGGUACAGCUGGUGCAGUGUUGCAGCCCACGCAGUCUGCCCCUGUGACGCCUGCGAACGCCUCAGCCCGCGUGGGGUCUGGGCCAGCCGCCGGUUUGCAGACGACUGGGGGGCUUCGGGUUGCACCAUCAGCGCCCGCUCCCUAUGCCCUUCCACCCAGCACUGCGUCCGCGUCAACUCGGCGCCAGGCCCUGAUGCAGGGUCCAUCAGGGCACAGCGCAGCGCACUUGGACGGCACACGUCCGCACACAGCAGCGGCUGCUGGAGCGGCUGCCCGGGCGAAUGCGCUGCCGGCAGGCCCUAGCUGGCGGAUAGAUGGCAGCGGCAUCGGCGAAGGGGAGGGCGGCGCGGGCAGGACCAGCGGACGCGGUGCGCGGGCAUUGCCGAGCUGGAGCGGUAGUGGCGGCAAAGCCGACGGCGCACAGCUCUCGGGCGUUGCCAUGUUCAGCAACCAUCUGUUCCAGACGGAUGCCUCAAGUGGGCGUGCUGUUGCCGACGGAAGGAGCAGUGACGAGGAGGGUGCCCCUGGUGGCCAUGAACGGGGGCGCACAACGGCGCAAAGGCCGCACAACCUCCUACGGCUCCCUGUUUCUGUCCGCGGUUCCAGCUCCACCCCCCGGACGUCGGAGCCUGGCAUCGCGCCGGCAGAGCCAGCAGCCGCGGCCUCUCCUGUUGUAGAUGCUGCCGGCAGUCAGCGUUCCAUUACCCACAGCAGUGAGGACGCGGAUCCCUAUGACACCACGGACGCGAGCGAGCGCGAGUCGGAUGGCGAUGCCCGCGCCCGGGCCUUUGAAUCGCUAGGGCCGGCAGUGGACGAGGCCGGAGCGCGCAGCGGCCGCGGCGCCGGCGAUGGCAGCGACAGUGGCGAUUCGACGGUGCGCGCGCUUCGCAAAACGGUGGUGGCGCCAUUGGCAGCAAUCGGCCAUCGCACGAUGCGGCGCGGCCUGGACACGGGCACGCCCGCCAGCCCCGCGGCGGAUCUUGAGACCAUGCACUCAACGCAUCACGCCCAAGAGCUCGACUUUGCAGACAACAUGGAGGUCCAUGUCGCGUCGGCAGCUGCACCGAUGUCGCACGAGCACCUGCACAUCGCAACCGGACCUGGCGUGGCUGGGUUGGCGCCCGUGUCGCUUGCAGUGGGGCCAGCAGCAGGGGAAGAGGCGGCGGCUGAAGCAGCAGCGGCAGACCAAUUACCAUGCAACGUAGACCUGGGCAAUGACGGCGCUACAGCGGCUGCAGCAGGAGCGGCGGCCGCAACAUAUGCUGCGACCGUGCUGGGCGGCAGAUCACGCGGUCUGGAGCAGCAGAGUGAAGCGACGGCAGCGGCAAGCGGCGGCAGCGUCACACGGCUUUCCGAAGUGGCGCUACGGCGGUUGGCGCGAGCGGCGGGAACCGAUGCAGUUCCUGGCAAGCAGGUGCCAAGGAGCGUCCGACACCGGGAGCAGCUGGGCGGCAACGGCGUUGGGGACGACCCCGCCGGCGACGUAGCAGCCAGGUCCAGCCUCACGCGUCGAUGGAUCCAGAGCACAGGCGCCGCCGACGCGGGUGAACAUCCCGGCAGGGGCGCGCAUGACGCCUUCGACUCGCCUGCUGGGUCAGGUGCCGACGUCGAAGGGGCUGGCAAGUCCGGUCACGCGAGGCCGGGGCUGCUGGAACCUGCGGCAUUGCCUAUGGACUCUCCAGUUGGCACCAGCAGGGAGGCCGGCCGGAGAGGCGGGCCUGGAAUGGCACCGGCAGGCGCAGGCGCAGCAGCAGUGGACAUGGCAGUCGGUGCGGGGUUUCAACCUACCGGUGGCAACUGGUACGAACUGACUGCAGGCGACGACACAGACGGGCAGGGGCAGCCAAGGCAGCAGCACCGGCCGCAGCCGCCUGUGGGGUUGCCGCAAGCGAGCAGCCGCCGUCUGGCACGGCGCACUGCCACGGCUGUUGCCUCUGCAGCCGUCGCACCAACAACAGCUGCAGCUGGCGGCGGCGUCGGUGAUGCCUCGCCGCCGGGAUCGGAGGGGGAUAACGAUGAUGGCAGUAGCUCCUACUCGGGAGCGCCUGGCGCGGGUCCGGCCGAAGCCGAAGAUGAGGAGCGGCACCUCGAUUUCCAGAGGGGCAAGCGUCUGAGACGCAUACUGAAGAUUCUGGAGCGCCCCGAGUCACGCAAGCCCAUUACACGCUUCUGGCAGCAGAGCCGAGUCAUCAGUCUACUACUGUUCCUGAGCCACCUCGGGUGCUUCAUUGGCAUCAUGGUGUUGCUCGGUGACCUCAAGUCCUGUGUGUCAGACAUCGCCGCAAGCGGCCUGGCGCUAGAGGAGCUACACUCUGCUGCGCUUGCGAGCCGCGUGCUGGACCAGAUGCACAAGAACAAAACUGUGGACACGUUGUACAAGAAGACGGAUAUGCGCGUGUAUGAGCAGAUGCUGUAUCGUAGUACAGCGGGCUUCGAGGAGCGCUUCGUACCCGCCUAUCGCAGCUUCGUGGCGAAGCACCCUAAGCACCGCAAGACGCUGACAAGCUGGUGGGACGAUCGUGUUUAUCCGGUCGAAAUCAAGUCGGCGUCAAUGGCCGCAGCGGGCCAUGACACGAGCACUGACGCCAAACAGUACAUGUCACUCUUCGAGAUGGGGAAUUGGUUUCAGGCCUAUGCAACGUAUAUUGCGGGAAACCACAACUUCACGGUACAGGAUCUCGGCUACAACCUCUCGGACACGCGCGGCUUUGAGUUCAUCCACCAAGAUGCUGUUUUCCAGCUAACUGACGCUUACAUCAAGGUCCUUGACACGAACGUGGAGGACUGCGUGGACAUAGCUUCGCUGACCAACGACGUCAUGCUGUCGCUGCUUAUCGUGGAGGCUUGCUGUAUCUGCGGAACCGCUGCCGUGUACAUCAUGUGGCGGCUCAUGCAGGUGACCAAAUGGCGCUGUGCCCUAUUUGGUGUGUUCCUGGGCGUUCCAAACCCCAGCAUAAGGGCCCUGGCCAAUCGCAAGAUCGCCGAGGAGUAUGACGAGGACAGCACGGUCGUAGAGGGGCAGCUGGAUGCUGCAGAUAAGGACCAGGCGCUUGUGCCGCAGCAGAAUUCAGCUUCAGGCCCCGGCCUGGACAGAGAGGCUGCUGCUGGCGUCAGCGCAGAAGGUACUGCACCCCCACAGCGAAGCAAAGACAUAACCGGUGGCAGCGGACCCGCGCACAGGGGCACAGCAGAGCCAGGCCCAGCAACGGUUGGGAGCGGGGGCGACAGUGGGCCUUCACCGCGAGCACAUUCGGGCGGCGGCGGCAUGGCGAGGAACGACUGGGCAAGCCCCGGCCCAUCUCGCCUGCGGGCUUCCUUCCGCGACUUUGCGCCUCCAGGCCAGGGCUCCGUGUCGGAGAGGGGGCCAGACGGCGUGGCUGGUGGAACAGGGCCACGCAGACGCGCCACUGCCGCCGCGUUUGCAAAUCGCUACGGGGCUGGGCAGAUGGAAGCAUCAGGUCCGACCCCGGGUGUGCUGGUGGCAUCGGCAGGCACCGGCGCUACCGACAAGGUGGCCGCGGCGCCCAGCAAUCUUAGGCUAUCAUGGCGACAACGUACCGCGGCUUGGCAGGAGUCCGUUGUCCGCUUCUUCCGGAUGCAGUACCAGCGGCCCGGGUCUCGCAAGGUCCUGGCGUAUAACAGCGUGCGGAACUGGUGGUUGUGUCUGCCCGUAGUGAUCUGGGCCAUCCUCAUCAUCGCCAUGUAUGCUGUGUCGUACACACUAGUCACGAACCUGUACGAGCCCAUUGAGACUGUCAACAUCGCCAGCUUCGUCGUGAUGCGCAACACGAGGCUGGUGUACUUCGCUCACGAGCUGUGUGUACUGUCAGACCCGACCAUCAUCCCCGCCUACCGGCGCUCCCUGUCUGACCGCCGCAUUGUUGCGGGUGUGGAGUACGACGUGCUCCUGUACGGCAACAAGUACUACACCCCGGCGCUUCUCGCUAACAUGUCUACUGGUGUACACCGCAUCGGCAAGUCUAGCGGCAUCAUCUCUGCCACCAGCUCAAUCCAAAACGUGCUCUUCUUCACGAGGGAGUGCCUGCGCGCCGACCCGUCAACGUGCGUUAACCGUGGGAGCCCAUUAUACCAGGCAACACACUCAGGCGUGAACACGCUGGUCAGCACGUUGUUCCAGGUGUGCGAUCUCCUGCUAGACGCGCCAGACUCGGAGGUCAACCAGAGCAGCCCGUACCUGGCCACACUCUUUCAGAUUGGCUUGAACGACGCACGAGACGGGCUCUUGUCAGUCCAAGCGUACUACAUAGAUGAAAUGAACAACAGGAUUUUCCGGAUUGCGUCCCUGCAAAUCGGCCUCAUGGUUGCCCUGUUGCCACUGCUCAUCGUGUUCGUCUUCUACCUGGUCCGACCCUUUGUGCAGCAUAUCAAGGAGGAACGCAACCGAAUGGCAAUAAUGCUAAGCGAGUUGCCACAAGACGCCGACAUCGUGCGCAUGGUUGAAGACGCAGUGGGACUGGGCCGCGCGGCGGCGGAGGCACGGCGGAAAGCCAAAGAGGCUAAGAAGCAUGCAAAGAAGGCAUCAGCCCUGGCGGCCGUCGUGAGUGCGCAUGAGACCAACAAACGGCCGGGUCUGGUGCCCCUGCCCACUGGCAGUAUUAGAUGGUAGUAGCAGGAGUGUUGUAAGCAGCCUGGCAGACAUGAGCGGGCGUCAAGGAUAGAAGUAGGGUAGUACAACGGCAUGUCCUAAGGUGCACUGGCCUUGGCACUGGCUUGAAAUCUUUCCAACACAGCAACGCAUGAGACUGUUGCACGGUUCCCAGGGCUGGCUCGGGUGAAUUUAGGUGCAUAUUCCCAUGAACGAGUUUGUGGUAUACCAGUUGCAGAGGCGGCCUUGCACACGUACGAGCGCCAACGUCUGACAUUGGGAGUGGUACCGGAUAAGAGCAUGCAUUGCUUUGUUCUCAUCAACACAUGCAUGAUAGCACACUAUUGCUACGACUAGGCGAACGCUGCCUUGAUGCCGGUAUGAAUGCGGAUGUUACAGAUGGGACAGUCCCAGCACCCGAAGACGCCGAGCCAUCACAUGCUAUCAGGGCCCAACUUGGCCGCCGGUAUGGCGGUGUAUGUUGUCUUCCAUUACCAUCGUACCUUGUCUGCGGCCUUUUCAUCUUCUCGGGCGCCGCGCCCCACCUGCACGGAGCGGCCACCGUCCAGUGACCGCCUUCGCCCUAUGCAUUUAGAUACUUUGUGUCGGACUAUCGGUGGCGGGGUGUAUAGGGGACGUAUGGGGGCUAUCGGCCGCCGAAGCGGCCUCCCCUCGUCGGCAGGGAGCCUCUCUGGAGGGGCGACCGUGUCGGGCCACCGACCGUGUCGGGGUACGGACAGUGUAAGGACUGCCCCGC